UCAACGGAAGGUUCAAGGAAGCUGAGAGAGUGAUUGUACCUUCCGGAUGACGAUGUCAAAGCUUCCGAGCUGUUCAUCAACUACAUUUACCGGGAUCGACUGCCUCAAUAUCUCCUCUCCAGCUCAAAGGCAGAAGAAAUGCAUCCACGCUUUGAGAUGACCCACCUCCAUCCACUGUUUUUUCUUGCCGAAAAAUACAGCAUAAAUGAGCUUAAAAAUAAAGUAAUGGAUGCAAUACAAGACUUUGGAGCCCAACACCGUAUACUCCCUGGUCCAAAGAACAUUACACGGAUCUACACCAACACACACGAGGGAAGCACCCCCGGACUCUACAGCGUCCUCACGCGCUCAAGUGUGAGAGCACUCAGCGACGGCGAAUCUGAGGCGCAGAAACUUGCUUAUCUCGCCAGUACUACUCCCGAUUUUUUGGGUGAUUACCUUGAAGCUCAAUUUAAGUACAGUGCUCGUUUCCGUCCCGAGGGCGUUGUUGACCCUAGAUUACGUGGCGAGAAAGGUGGAUUUGUGAGAUGCUUUUUCCAUACCCAUGCUAAAGGAGAGGUCUGUAACCUUGAGGGAGUUGGUUCUGGAACGAAAUAGUAGGCGGAGAAAGGGAGGAUAUCAGCACAUGAUUGUUUCUUGGCUUGAGGAUAGAUUUCGUUUUCACAAUCACAUUUCUGCAGUGAGAGGAUUCUUCUGACCGUUGACGGAACAUGGCCUGAUAGGUGAAAAGUAAUUUGGGGAUUAGAUCUUGCUGGUAGAUAAUCAAAUGCGC
This is a messenger RNA of Hyaloscypha bicolor E, 772 nucleotides long. RefSeq lists its product as uncharacterized. The transcript has a single exon. The record is from RefSeq and is a predicted model, not a curated record. Bases 139 to 597 code for a protein of 152 amino acids. NCBI's taxonomy places the organism in Eukaryota, Fungi, Ascomycota, Leotiomycetes, Helotiales, Hyaloscyphaceae.